CCCGUCUCAGUUUGUUGCUGGAUAAUGUUUCACACGUUCGUCAACAAUUUUUCGGUUCAGCGUAAUUUCCCGCGCUCCCGAGAAUUUGCAGUGAAAAAGAAUCCGGGAAGCAGUCACGACGAAGAGAGUGCGAUGGUUUCAUAAACAUACAAAGCCAUUUUUAUCUCUCGGCUGCAGCUGCAACACAUUACCGGACAACAUCGAGGAUAUUACAAUUACUUACAAUGGCUACGCUUGAUAUUGAUCCCACGUUCAAGCACGCGUUGAAGUUACUUCAUUCUGCAAAUUCCGAAUCCGCGGAAAAGAUUCGCAACCUGCUCGAUGAGCUCAUCAAACAACGUUACGGCAAUGGUAAAACGUUAAUUAACACGCUUAACAAAAAACACUUGGCCGAAGAACCAUUGGCUGUUGGUAGUAAUCUGUAUGUCCGCAAGCAGAAAGUGAUAGAACCGAAACCAGUGGCCGUAAUAGAUUUGGAUCCAGAUCCGGAAACAAUCGUUUCCGGCACCAUCGAGUGCCUUGUUGCCACGCCGGAAGCCCUAACGAUUCCACCAUCGGGUCCAAUUGUGAUUUCGACAUCCGACUUAGAAGGCGACGACGAUGACGACGUAGUUAUGGAAGAGGAUAAGCUAAAAGAGCUGGAAGAUCUGAUGUGUGUUGUUUGCCGCCUGAUGGACGUUAGCUCUCGCAACCGGCUGGUCGAGUGUGCCGAUUGUCACGCACUUUUCCAUCAAGAGUGCCACAAACCGAAUAUAUCGGAAGCGGAUGCAAACGACGAAGAAAACGCAUGGUAUUGCACCUUGUGUCGUAGCAAACAAGCCGUCAACAAAUCACACCCACCACCGAUGGUGCACGCAACUUCGAGUCCAAUAGCAACUUCUCCGUCACCGAUGGCUGGAAACUCUUCAUCGGUCCUCAAAUCCUCAACGCACUCGAAAAGUAGUAGCACUACUGGCAAUAUUAGCAAGCCGUUCGAAUCUAGCUCCACCUCCAGCAGUAAGCACAAGUCGUCCAGCUCUAAAAGCAAUAAUAGUUCUAGCAAAUCGUUGGAUUCUUCACAUGAACGCGACAAGGAUCGUGACCGUGAACGAGAUCGAGAGCGGGAUCGCGAAAAAUCUUCAAAAUCUUCUUUAAAUGUCUUGUCCUCAUCAAACAGUUCAGGCAGUUCGUCAUCAAGCAGUGCUAUUGGUACACCUAGUAUAAAUAUAAUCAGCGCGGACAAACGAAUCCAAAUGAUGAAGAAAAAAGCGGCAAAAAUGCAUGAUAAUAAACGAAAGCAUAAAUAGUUUUACGCUACAGUUCAACGAUCUGUAUUCCAUACUUUAUUGGGCCUGAACCAAGUGUUGAAACAUGGGCUUUAAGAUUAAAUAGAUUAUGCUCGAGAAUCAAUGUCUUGGGGAAACGGCAAUUAAUGCGAAUCAGCUCCAAAACUGAAAGAGAAAACAUGUAUGCUUUGUCGAU
This is a messenger RNA of Anopheles cruzii, 1461 nucleotides long. Its product is annotated as integrator complex subunit 12-like. The transcript has 2 exons. Lineage: Eukaryota; Metazoa; Arthropoda; Insecta; Diptera; Culicidae. Gene Ontology annotation, biological process: snRNA 3'-end processing. The record is from RefSeq and is a predicted model, not a curated record. Gene Ontology annotation, cellular component: integrator complex. Bases 225 to 1286 code for a protein of 353 amino acids.